AUGGCCCCCAGGAAGAAUGCGCAGUCCACCACUGCAGAGCUCUCGCUCGUCCACCUGAAGAACUGCUUGGUCAACCUUCCGCCGUCGCUGGUGUCCCUGCUCCUCGAUCUGAACACUCCCGUCCAAAAUGUCAUCGUCGAGCUUGCUUACAAGCCUGCUUCCUCCUCUUCCUCCUCGGGCGGCCAACCGCCAUCGCCACAGUCCAUUUUCGUGGGUUGGACGGGCAUGCCCAGCAGGAGACGGGCGGCGCCGCUCGUGACCCGCGAUGGAAUCAGCGGCAGUCGAGGUUCCCGAGACCAGGAGAUCCAGGUCGUCGAAAUCGAUGCGACGCUGGCAAACACCUUGGACCUCCACGACGGUCAAAAGGUCACCGCCACGGUUCACGUCGAUCCGCCCGUCGCACACACCAUCAGCAUUGAGCCACUGACUCCUGAGGAUUGGGAGAUGAUUGAGCUGCAUGCUACGUUCCUCGAACUCAACCUCCAAUCGCAAAUCCGAGCCCUUCCAAAUCCUGAAUACAACAGUGGCAGAACAACACAUCCGCUAACAUUGCAUCUGUCACCCACAUCUACCGCCAGCAUCAAGGUGGUGUCCUUGGAUCCUGCGCCCCCGGUCGACUUGGCCUUUGUCAAGCUGUCACCCAACGCCGAGGUCAUCGUCGCUCCAAAAGUGAGAGCCAAGACCUCUCAGGCCAGCGGCGACCACCGCAGCGUCGCCAGCACCUCCAAGUCCAGACGCAGCGGGGGAAGCACGAUGCGAAGAAGAAGCGCGAGGGAGGAGUCGAAGCCUGCCGCGUUUUUUCGAGCCGUUGAACGGUCCGCCUGCCAGGAAUGGUUCGAUGAUGGGCUGCUGAGUCCCGACAUUAGCAUUUGGGUUGACCGCGAUCACCUACUCUCGAGCUCGUUCAGAGGCGUUGCAUACGUCGUUGUCGACGUUAUCAAGCCAGCAGGUCUGCAGAAACCCCAGGCUGAGGAUGGCACCGCGCUGCCGGUCUCAAUAGUCUCGUCAAAGGUUGUGGCACGCUUAAAACCCUGGGAUGACCCGCCUGAUGGUCAAACGGCAGCUCUCUCGUCUCCUCUGUGUGCCGUUCUGGGUUGCCCGGGCAUUGUUGGCGGCGUGGUCAAGAUACAGGCCGCACCACCACCUCUUCCUAAAGGGGCUGUGCAGAGCGUCAAGGUGUUCCCCUUUGCGACUGGGUCAAAGACGAAUGAAGGUCUCAAGUUCGGCAGUGACUCCAAGGCGGAGAAGGAGGAAUCAGCCAAGCGUUUCAGACACAUGUAUUCCGGCGCGAGUAAUGCCGAGGGCUUGCUACAAGGACCCAUCACCGACGGCAUGGUUGUCGGAGUCUACAGCGAAUUGGAGGCGCCUCAAGGUUGGCAAGGCGGCUUCAUCAGGUUUGAGUACGCCGCCGAAUAUGCCGCCCAAGAACCUGGCAAGGACGCAACGUAUUGGGCUGCCGGCUUGGACGAGAAGACGCAAAUCGAAUUCCACCAGCCGCAGGCCCGACCGCCUUGGAUUGCCCACACAGACGUCUUUGACUUGCUGCCAAAGAACGGCUCUCUCUUGGUUGGAAUAGACUCACUGCUUGAGAAUGUGCAAAAGCAACUAUCCCACCUCUCAUCGGUCCUACUGACGGGUGGCAUGGGUUCUGGCAAGACAUCAGUGGCAAAGCACAUGGCCGAGAAGUUGCGCCAGGAACUGUUGUUUCACAGCAUUUAUUUCUCAUGCCGGAAACUGGUAAACGACGAAACGAGAAUUUCAACCAUCAAGGAGACCCUCACCCGCAUCUUCAUGUCGGCAAGCUGGGGGGCAAGGCUAGGGGGCAGGGCUGUCGUAGUUCUGGAUGACCUGGACAAGUUGUGUCCCGUGGAGACAGAACUCCAAGUGGGCAACGACAAUGGCCGGAGCAGACAGGUCAGCGAGACCAUUCGCUCCAUUGUCAGGCAGUUUUGCACCAGAGAUGGUGGAAUCGUCUUGCUCGCCACAGCCGCAGGCAAAGACUCUCUCAACAACGUCGUUGUAAGCGGCCACGUGAUUCGAGAAAUCGUCGAGCUCAAGGCGCCUGACAGGGAGGCGAGAAGGAGGGUAAUGGAAUACAUUGCGCGACAAGGCUCCAUGGCAGACAAGGACCCAGACGGCUCGGACAGCAACCUCAGCCGUCCACCAACGUCUGAUGGCGGCACAAUGGGCGACGACACUGAAGCGUGGUUGCACGGCUCAGACGCGGAGAAGAGGCCAAAGCCCAAAUCCGCCGGCUUCGUCAUCGACUCGGACCUCGACUUUCUCGACGUGGCGGGCUUGACCGACGGAUACAUGCCGGGCGAUUUGAGCGUCCUCGUGGCUCGAGCCCGGAACGAAGCCGUUAUCCGUUGCAUUGCCGAAUCACCACCCGAUGCCACUGAUGGCGCCGUUCGCCUGAGCCGCGUCGACUUUGACCGUGCGUUGAAGGGAUUCACCCCAGCUCCCCUUCGCAACGUUGCGCUGCAGAGCUCCAAGACGACGUUCGAGUCCAUCGGAGGCCUGCACGAGACACGCCGUGUCUUGUUGGAAACGCUCGAAUACCCCACGAGAUACGCCCCCAUCUUUGCCCAGUGCCCUCUCCGUCUGCGGUCCGGUCUCUUGUUGUAUGGCUAUCCUGGCUGCGGCAAGACUCUGCUGGCAAGUGCCGUGGCCGGCGAGUGCGGGCUCAACUUCAUCAGCGUCAAGGGUCCGGAGAUCCUGAACAAGUACAUCGGUGCCUCGGAGAAGAGCGUCCGCGACCUGUUUGAUCGCGCCCAAGCGGCCAAGCCGUGCGUGCUCUUCUUUGACGAGUUCGACUCCAUCGCCCCCAAGAGGGGACACGACUCGACCGGCGUCACGGAUCGGGUCGUCAACCAGCUGCUCACGCAGAUGGAUGGCGCAGAGGGCCUGUCGGGCGUCUACGUCCUUGCGGCCACGUCGCGUCCCGACCUCAUUGACCCUGCUCUCCUUCGCCCCGGGCGUCUCGACAAGUCCCUUCUCUGCGACCUUCCCUCGGCGGAGGAUCGCCUCGACAUCAUCAAGGCCCUCUUGCAGAGAGUCAGGCUGUCGAGUGGACUCACCGACUCGGACGAUGGCUUGGCGGAAAUGGCCCGUCGCACCCACGGUUUCUCGGGCGCCGACUUGCAGGCUCUCGUCUCCAACGCCCAGCUAGAGGCCAUCCACGACGUUCUCGACGCCGACGCCCCCGCGGCCAGCUCCCGCAGCAGAAGCGGCAACAAAAGCAACUCUGCCGGCGGCAGCAGCUCCUCCACGACGCCCAGCUUUGUCCAGUUCCGCUACGGCGCCGACCCGGCCCCCGGCGGGGACGACGCUUCGCCGAGUAAAUCUGCCUCCCUUAUCGAAGACGCAUCCAUCAUGUCCAGACUGGAGCAGAUCAAGCUCGCCCGCAAAAAGGCCAAGCAAGCAAGGAAGGGCCACUAUGCGCCGGAAUCGUCCGAGAGCAAGGAGUCGCCGUGGACCGCCGAGGAGCAUCGAGAAGUCGUCAUCGGGUGGGAGCACUUGGUCAAGGCCCUCGACAAGACGAGAGCAAGUAUUAGCGAUGACGAAAAGGCUCGUCUACGGAGAAUCUACCACGAGUUUGUCGUCGGCAGAAGCGGCCGGAUGAGAGACGGACAGGGCAGCAUGGAAAUUGGCGGACGCAGUAGUCUGAUGUAG
This is a messenger RNA of Metarhizium album ARSEF 1941, 3675 nucleotides long. Its product is annotated as ATPase, AAA-type, core. Bases 1 to 3675 code for a protein of 1224 amino acids. The record is from RefSeq and is a predicted model, not a curated record. NCBI's taxonomy places the organism in Eukaryota, Fungi, Ascomycota, Sordariomycetes, Hypocreales, Clavicipitaceae. Gene Ontology annotation, cellular component: cytosol; peroxisomal membrane; peroxisome. Gene Ontology annotation, biological process: protein import into peroxisome matrix. The transcript has 2 exons. Gene Ontology annotation, molecular function: ATP binding; ATP hydrolysis activity.